AUGAGUAAAGUAGAGAAUAAAAAUAAUCGACAAGUACUGGUCAGGACACCAGAAGAUAUUAAAGAAAACUUUACUUAUUUGGAUAUAAUCACUAGGGUUGAUAACUUUCCUGUUGAUUAUUUUAAAUAUACUUCCUUUAAUAAACAUGUUUAUCAGUUAAAAGCACAUGAUGAUACUUUUGAAAUGGGGUUUGUUUUACACUUUGUGAUCGAACUAAUGCAAAAAGAAUGCAGUACAUUGUUUCAUCAAACUUUCGAAUUGAAUGAUUCAUCAAGAGUCAUUAAAUUUAAAAGCCCAAGUUUUUCUGAAAGAAACAAAUUGAUAAUGGAAAUUGGUAUGGAAUUAAGACGUAAAGACUCAUUGAAUUGUUUAAGGGGAUGGAGAAAUGAGUUAUAUGUCGUUUAUGAUACCAAAAAAAGUCCUUAUUUGUUAAUCGAACGGGCCUUAUCAGGUGUGUUCGGAGUUGUUACCUAUGGAAUUCAUUGUAAUGGCUAUCUGCGUGAUCCUGAGGCGGGUAUAAAGUUUUGGAUACCUAGAAGGUCAGCUAGUAAAGCAACUUGGCCCUUGAUGUAUGAUAAUAUUGUAGCUGGGGGAUUAGGUUAUCCUUUUGGUAUCAUGGAAACUUUGUAUAAAGAAUGUGGCGAGGAGGCUAGCUUUUCAAAAGAGAUUGUACAAAGUUAUAGUAAAUCAGUUGGGGUUGUGUCAUAUUUUGAUUAUGGCCAAAAUAUAUUAAAAGAUAAAUAUGAUUCAGAGGCAUCUUUUAUCACAGGUGAAUUUGAGUAUCUUUUUGAUAUGGAAUUGCCGGCUUCUGUAAUACCUAAACCUAAUGAUGAAGAGGUUGAUAGCUUUGGAUUAUACACUUUGCAAGAGACCAUUGAUUUAUUGAAAACCGGAAACUUUAAACCAAAUUGUGCUUUGAUAACGGUUGAAUUUCUAAUAAGACAUGGUUAUAUUACUCCCGAAAACGAACCAAACUAUGCAAAAAUUGUUAACAAGAUCCAUAGAACCUUACCAUUUCCAACUAAUUAA
Messenger RNA from Saccharomycodes ludwigii, 1029 nucleotides. RefSeq lists its product as uncharacterized. The transcript has a single exon. Gene Ontology annotation, molecular function: 8-oxo-dGDP phosphatase activity. Lineage: Eukaryota; Fungi; Ascomycota; Saccharomycetes; Saccharomycodales; Saccharomycodaceae. The record is from RefSeq and is a predicted model, not a curated record. Bases 1 to 1029 code for a protein of 342 amino acids.